Molecule: messenger RNA, 1308 nt
Organism: Episyrphus balteatus (marmalade hoverfly)
Lineage: Eukaryota; Metazoa; Arthropoda; Insecta; Diptera; Syrphidae
Exons: 2
Coding region: 1-1308 (435 amino acids)
Biological process (GO): DNA integration
Molecular function (GO): nucleic acid binding
Source: RefSeq, a predicted model, not a curated record
AUGAAAAGCAAGUUACUUAUGUUGAACCCUAUAAUUGACGAUACUGGACUCCUCCGAGUUGGGGGAAGGUUGCAGAACUCAAGUCUCCCAUAUGAAGAACGACAUCCGAUUAUCCUUCCUCACAACGGUCAUUUCACGAAACUAAUCAUAGAAGAUGCACAUAUGCAAUGUCUGCAUGGAGGAAACUCUCAAACACUUGCCUUUAUUCAAAGAAAAUAUUGGAUACUAAGUGCUAAAAACAGAGUAAGGCAAAUACUAAACAAAUGUGUAACUUGUUGCCGAUACAAAGCCUCAAACACGCAACAAAUCAUGGGAAAUCUUCCCGAAUUUAGAGUUGUUCCAUCCCCACCGUUUAGUCACACUGGGAUCGACUAUGCUGGACCCAUUCAAAUUAGAAUGUCUAAGGGCCGAGGAAUGAAGACAUACAAAGGUUAUAUAGCGGUAUUUAUAUGCUGUACAACUAAGGCGCUCCAUCUUGAAGCGGUUAGUGAUCUCACAAGUCAAUCUUUUAUAGCUGCGUACAAAAGGUUUGCAGCAAGACGUGGAAACUGCAAACACAUCUAUAGCGAUUGUGGUUCGAAUUUCAUUGGACCUAAUAAAAUUCUAGAGAAAGAACUUCAAGAUGCAAUAAAGCAAUCAUCUGAAUACAUGGCAAAGAAGUUAGCUGAAGACGGAAUUCAUUGGCAUUUUAAUCCACCAGCAGCACCACACAUGGGUGGAUUAUGGGAAGCAGGUGUAAAAUCGAUCGAAGCUUGUUUGAAUUCAAGACCAUUGUGUCCUCUUAGUAAUGAUCCAACCGAUUUGAAUGUACUGACACCCGCACACUUUUUAAUUGGUCGACCAUUGGUGUGCCCACCUACAUCAGAUUAUGACGACACACCCCUUAGUAACCUCAGCCGUUGGAAAUUAGUCAACAAAGUGACGGAAGAUUUCUGGAAGAUUUGGUCAAGCGAAUAUCUUUCAAGGAUGCAACAGAGAACUAAAUGGAAAUCUGAAAAGGAACCCAUAAAAAUAAAUGACUUGGUACUAUUAAAAGAUGAAAAUCUCCCUCCAGCAAAAUGGAAACUAGCAAGAAUAGUUGAGGUUCAUUCUUGGAAAGAUGGUCACACAAGAGUAGUAACCGUAAAAGUUGGCGCAGAUACCUUUUUUAAAAGACCAAUAGUCAAAAUUUGUAAGCUACCUACAGAAGAAGAUGAUGAAGACUCCACACUACAUGAUACUACAGAUGAUUUGCAGGCAAAUUUCACGUCAGUUAAUCUACCUAACAUAAAACAACCUCGAAAACGAAAAAUAAGACCGGUUUCAUGA